Molecule: messenger RNA, 3905 nt
Organism: Corvus hawaiiensis (hawaiian crow)
Lineage: Eukaryota; Metazoa; Chordata; Aves; Passeriformes; Corvidae
Gene: GPCPD1
Product: glycerophosphocholine phosphodiesterase 1
Exons: 21
Coding region: 222-2327 (701 amino acids)
Biological process (GO): glycerophospholipid catabolic process
Molecular function (GO): glycerophosphocholine phosphodiesterase activity; starch binding
Source: RefSeq, a predicted model, not a curated record
ACGUGGCCGCCCCAUCCCGGUGCGCCCGGGGGCAGCUGGAUCCGGGUGCCGGCCACGCCGUCCCAUCUUCUCUUCUCUCUCCCCCGCGCUGUCAGGGGCCCCGGGCAGCGCGAAGGAGAACCCGCCCAGCGCUGUUCGCAGCCCCGCACGAAGGGGUGGGCAGCCGGGUGCAGCGCUCGGCCAGGAGAUUUCAACUAUCGUGAGACAAAAGUUUUGCAGAAAUGACCUCUUGUCAAGUCACUUUUGAAGUAAGAGGAUCAUCAGCAGCAGGAGAGGUUUUUGCAAUAUGCGGGAGCUGCAGUGCUUUGGGAAAUUGGAAUCCCCAAGCCGCAGUGGUCCUCCAGCCUGGGGAUAUCACACGUGACAAAACAUGGAAAGCUACCGUAGAGCUUCCAAGAGGAGUUCCUGUUCAGUAUCGGUAUUUUAAAGGAUACUUUCUAGAACCUGAGGUAUUUGCACGGCUUGGAGGGAAAAAUAACACCCAAGAGACAGAGACAGAUGUGUUUUUACAGACUAUCGAUGGUCCCUGCGAAGUCAUAGUUCACACGUGGGAGACUCAUCUACAACCACGAUCAAUUACCCCUUUAGAAAAUGAAAUUACUGUCGACGAUGGAGACUUUGGAAUCUGUAAUGGUAUUGAAACUGUGGAUGCUGGGUGGCUGACAUGUCAGACAGAAAUAAGGCUACGUCUGCAUUAUUCUGAGAAACCCCCUGUACUGAUAUCUAAGAAGAAAUUUAAAACAUCAAGGUUUAGAGUAAAAUUAACCCUAGAAGGCCUAGAGAAGGAUGAUGACGAAGAGGGCCAAGAGAAGACAUCCCCUACUGUCCCUCAGAAAAUGGCAAACACUGUGGAGUUCUCCUUAAUCAGUGACGACGACUACAAAUGUCGGCACUCUCAGCCAGACUGCGGCUAUGCUUUGCAGCCAGACCGGUGGAUAGAAUACACAAUACAAACCAUGGAGCCUGAUAACUUGGAAUUAAUAUUUGAUUUUUUUGAGGAAGAUUUAGGUGAGAAAGUAGUACAAGAUGAUGUGCUCCCAGGUCAUGUAGGCUCUGCCUGCCUCCUGUCAUCCACAAUUGCAGAACUCGGAAAGAGUGCUGGAAUUCUUACACUUGCUAUUAUGAGCAGAAAUCCAAGGAAGACAAUUGGAAAAGUUAGAGUGGACUACAUAAUAAUUAAACCAAUCCAGGGAUACACUUGUGAUAUGCAGGCUUCAUAUGCAAAAUACUGGAAACCAAGGACAACUCUGGAUGUUGGACACAGGGGAGCAGGGAAUUCUACAACAACAGCCAAGCUUGCUAAAGUUCAAGAGAAUACCAUUGCAUCCUUGAAGAGUGCUGCCAGUCAUGGAGCAGCAUAUGUGGAAUUUGAUGUACAUCUUUCUAAAGAUCAUGUGCCUAUAGUAUACCACGAUCUCACGUGUUGCAUGGCCAUGAAAAAGAAACUGGACACAGAGCCUUUGGAACUGUUUGAGAUUGCAGUCAAAGAACUCACAUUUGAUCAGCUGCAGUUAUUAAAGCUGGCUCACGUGACGGCCCUGAAAGUAAAAGAUCACAAUGCAUCUUUUAAAGAGGAAGAGAACUCUGCUUGUGAGACACAGCCAUUUCCUUCUCUGCAAAGAGUGCUGGAGUCUGUUUCUAAAGAUGUUGGGUUCAACAUAGAAAUAAAAUGGAUCUCCCAGCAAAGGGAUGGACAAUGGGAUGGCAACUUGUCAACUUACUUUGACAUGAACCUUUUUCUAGAUAUUAUUCUGAAAACUGUUUUGAUGAAUGCUGGAGGAAGAAGAAUUGUGUUUUCUUCUUUUCAUGCAGAUAUUUGUACAAUGAUCCGGCAUAAGCAAAACAAGUAUCCUGUGUUGUUUCUCACUCAAGGGGAAUCUAAACUCUAUCCAGAGCUUAUGGAUCUCAGAUCUCGCACAACUCCGAUUGCCAUUAACUUUGCACAGUUUGAAAACUUGCUGGGAAUUAAUGUGCACUCUGAAGAUCUGCUGAGGAAUCCAGCGUUUAUCAAACGGGCCAUAUCCAAAGGCCUGGUUAUUUUUUCAUGGGGUGAUGAUGCAAAUGACCCGGAUAACAGGAAGAAGUUGAGAGAAUAUGGUGUUCAUGGGCUAAUAUAUGACAGGAUAUACGACUCAAAUCCUGAACAACCGAAUAUAUUCCAGGUGGAGCAGCUGGAACGUCUCAAGAAAGAGCUGCCGGAGUUGAAAAGCUGUGUGUGUCCUUCAGUUAGCCACUUCAAAUCCAUAGCUCCAUGUAAAUGCCAUCAUAGUUACCUGGAAGAGAAAGCUGUAGAUAACUUGAAGAGUGUUCAGAUGCAAAAGGACUAAUUUUAGGCAGAAUGCUGUUUUGUAUCUAUGGAAUUUUCACCAUUGGAAUAGUUCUGUCUAUGCUUUCAGGUUGGUUUGUUUUAAUUUUAAGUCUUCAAAUAGCAAUAACUAUGUUCCUCCUUCCUAGCAGUACUUAGUAAAAUUUCAAACAAUGUUAAAAUAUUCAGCCGGUUACAGUUAUUGUUCCAAUUUACAUAUACAGUUUUAACUUUUCCCUCAAAUCAUCUCAAAUCUUGAAAAAGUAUCACUAGUGCUUUUAAAAGACAAAAAUUAAUUAAGCGGUCUCAGUAGUGAAAGCUCAGAAACUAAACUGUAGAGAAAUUACAAUAAUCUGAUAUUGAAUAUGCUGAAAAUUUGUUUUAACUUUGAUUUUACUUACAGGCUGACAAGCUGUAGCGUUUGUCUGACAGCAGGAAAUUAAAAGAGUGAUUUUUAAGAUACUUACAAAUAGAUCUGGCCUAUAAAAACAUCUGAACGAAUUGGUACCUCAUGUAUAUGUAUUUGCACUGGUAGAUCCACCUGUAUACAAAGCUUUGUGCCAUUUUAAAGUAUUUAUUUAUUUUUUAGUAAACUGCAGCUCAUUUUUCCCCAUUUCAUUGAACAUUCAGGCUGCUGCCUUUGUUUCCUUAGCUCUCAGUUCAGUGGUACAGUGCCUGUGUUACAGCAGUCAAGGGGGAACCACGAGUACAGGUUUUUCAUUAAUUGCACACAGGCCUGCUAAACUUUAAAAAUGUUGCUAAUAAUCUUCACAGAAUUACAGGAGUAUCUUCAGUGGUCGAGAAUCUUUUUUGCACAGUAACCUUAACGAACAGAGUAUGUACCCUGCACAAACUCUACAAAAUGCAUGCUUUAUCUAUUAAGCAUGAAAUUUAGGUGUUUGCUGAGGUCCUUGCAUCUUUAUGGUGCUAGUUAUGUGUGAAGGGUGCAAGGACCAAUUCAACAACUUAAUCUCCUUUGCCUGAGAAACCACAAGCCUGUUAUCACAAACAUUUGGAGAAGAGGCUACACCAUAUGUGGUUUGUCUUACUUACAUAAUGCAAGCUACUGGCUUUUGUAUUUUGCAAGAUUUUUGGCUUUUACCAUAGAGCAAGAAUCACAAAUGUACUGAAUUCAGAUAAUCAGUAUUCUGUUGGCUGGUAUCUAUCCUCUGUAAUUUAUUACAAAGUCAUAGUUCAGAGUUCUUAAUAGAUAAGUAUGCAUGUCCUUUCACCUCCUGACGUUGCAGGUCAUGCCAAACACAACAGCUGUAACUUUCUACUGAAGUGUUAAUGUAUAAUAAGAAUGGAAAAUAUUUAUUUUUUUUCUCUUGUAAAUUGACAAUGAAAACAAUAGUAUGUACUAUAUUCUUUAUAUACAGUCAUUGCUACAUAUAGAUCUGAUUGUACAAAGAGUAAAGCCAUUGCAAAUAAGUGCUUGAGUCUGCACUGCUGAGCAGUUUGAAACCGCUUGUUUUGACUUGUGCAUUUUAGUAUUUAAAGUUUGUUUGUCCUGCACAAACAGCACAGUAGUGAUUAGGUAUCUGGAAGCCUUCUUUUAUUAAAAAAACAAACAAAAAUGCAAAACAACCCUAAACCAAAA